AUGGAUUCUCACAUACGCAAUCAAUUAUUAUCGACCGGCGACGAGGAAGAUUCCGGCGACUCCAUUGUCGUCCGGCGAAUCCAGCGACUGUCCUUGCACCUAAAUCCAAAUAUUAUCUCUGAUCACGAGCAGUCGACGUCCAAUAUCAUGAAUAUCAUGGAUACGCUAUCGUGCGCCUCCUUCAAGAGUACUACAAAGCGGCCUCUCUCGGAUUACAUGAGAGGAAAGUAUGUCGUAGAUUUACAGGAGAGGAUUUUGGAGCACUUCAAUUCUCGGCCUGAUCUUCAAACUCCAUCAAUUGGAAUUUCUAUGGAUGAUCAUCGUGAGCUCUGUUACCGACAGCUUAUGAGUUUGAUCAAAGAAGCUGGAAUCAAGCCUUUACGUUACAUCACUGAAGAUGUAGAGAAAUAUCUUGCAAUUCUUGAAGCUGUUGGAACCAUCGAUAUGUCUCUUGCGAUCAUGAUUGGCAAAAUCACUAUAUUUUUGUGCAGUUUAUGGGGAGGUUCGGUUGUCAACUUGGGAACUAAAAAGCAUCAUGAAAAGUACUUUGAAGGAAUCGACAAUUUGGAGUAUAUGGGUUGUUUUGCCAUGACUGAACUUCAUCAUGGUUCAAAUGUUCAAGGGCUUCAAACAACAGCUCUGUUCGAUCCAAUCACAGACGAGUUCAUAAUCGACACACCCAACGACGGAGCGAUCAAAUGGUGGAUUGGAAACGCCGCUCUUCACGGGAAAUUCGCUUCAGUAUUCGCAAGGCUGUUACUACCAACUUACGACGACGACAAAGGGGUAUCCGACAUGGGUGUUCACGCUUUCAUCGUUCCAAUAAGAGAUCUCGAGACCCACCAAACACUCCCCGGAAUAGAAAUACACGACUGCGGCCAAAAAAUCGGCCUGAACGGAAUAGAUAACGGAGCCUUGAGGUUCCGUUCUGUCAGGAUUCCGAGAGAAAAUCUUCUGAAUAGGAUGGGAGACGUUAGUCGUGAUGGAAAAUACACUAGCGGAAUUCCAACCGUUAGUAAGCGUUUUGCAGCCACACUAGGCGAGCUUGUGGGUGGAAGGGUCGGACUCACUUUUUAUUCUGUCAGCGUUUUGAAGGUAGUUUGUACGAUCGCGAUUCGAUACUCAUUCUUUCUUCAGCAGUUUGGUCCUCCGAAGAAGCCUGAAAUGUUGAUUCUUGAUUAUCAUUCUCAUCGACAACACAGACUUAUGCCGAUGCUGGCUUCUGCUUAUGCUUUCCAUUUCGCUGCUAAGUCAUUGAUAGGGAAGUACUCGUAUAUGAAGAAAUUUCAAGAUGAUAAAGAAAUUGGCGACAUUCAUUCACUCUCGUCGGGAUUGAAAGCUUAUAUCACCACUUAUACAGCUAAGGCGUUGAGUGUUUGUAGGGAGUCUUGUAGUGGCCAUGGAUAUGGAUAUGCUGCUGUAAAUCGUUUCGGUAGCUUGAGGAAUGAUCACGAUGUUUUCCAGACUUUUGAAGGAGAUAAUACUGUGCUGCUUCAACAGGUAGCUGGAGAUCUUUUGAAGCAAUAUCAAGAGAAAUUCCAAGGCGGGACGAUCUCUGUUUCUUGGAACUAUCUGAAGGAGUCGAUGAGUUCUUAUCUCUCCCAACCGAAUCCAGUCACCUCUCGUUGGGAGAGUGCAGACCAUUUACGCGAUCCAAAAUUCCAGUUGGAUGCCUUUAGCUAUCGAACAUCUCGAUUGCUUCAAACAGCUGCAGUACGUCUUCAAAAGCAUUCCAAGAAACUAGGAGGUUUCGGGGCUUGGAAUCGAUGUUUAAAUCAUCUCUUAACUCUAUCUGAAUCCCAUAUAGAAACUGUCAUCCUUACAAAGUUCAUCGAAGCAGUUCAGAGCUGUCCUGAUGAAAAUAGUCGAGCUGGUCUGAAACUGGUUUGUGACCUAUAUGCAUUGGACCGAAUCUGGAACGACAUAGGAACUUAUAGGAACAUAGAUUAUGUGGCUCCAAACAAAGCUAAGGUUAAAACAAACAAAAAAAUGAUAUUCCAAAUUCCAAGUUUUGUGAAACUGAUAUAUAUUAUUUAUUGUGUUUGUUGCAGGUAAUUCAUAAGCUGACAGAAUACCUUAGCUUUCAAGUAAGGAACAUUGCGAAAGAGCUCGUGGAUGCGUUUGAACUGCCGGAUCAAGUUCUGCGUGCCCCGUUCGGAAUGAAGUCUACAUAGACAGAGGAAGUAUAUACACAUUAUACACAAAUAGUUGGAUUCUAACUGUCUCUCCAAAGAACACAAAGAUGAAGAGGUUGGCUUGUUUGUUAUGUUGAUCAUGAAGAUGAUAUGUUGAACUAUUUAAUUUAAUUUUGAUUUUAAAGAAUUAUGGAUUAUUAUUAAUAAGGUGUUUUAACCAUUGUUAAGAAUAGACAACCUACCUUGUUUUUGU
Messenger RNA from Impatiens glandulifera, 2388 nucleotides. Its product is annotated as acyl-coenzyme A oxidase 2, peroxisomal-like. Gene Ontology annotation, cellular component: peroxisome. The coding region runs from base 1 to 2055 and encodes 684 amino acids. Gene Ontology annotation, biological process: fatty acid beta-oxidation using acyl-CoA oxidase; lipid homeostasis. The transcript has 6 exons. Lineage: Eukaryota; Viridiplantae; Streptophyta; Magnoliopsida; Ericales; Balsaminaceae. The record is from RefSeq and is a predicted model, not a curated record. Gene Ontology annotation, molecular function: fatty acid binding; acyl-CoA oxidase activity; FAD binding.